UGAGCAACGUUUAGUACGAUUAAGACAGUGAACUGAAGAGGAGAGUUUAAAGUGGAUGCUGGAAAAGUCCUUCCCCAAAUGUAUAUUCAGUGCGAAAGGAUCAAUUGAAUGUAUAGUGUGAAUGGUGCAAAUGCGGAUGCCACUUAGUUAAGAUUUAAUUGGCUGUUUGAAAAGGCUCAAUACAAAAAAAUAGCAUUUUCUGUUAACGCAAGCACAUCAAUAGUGUAGCGAUGAGUUCGAUCUUGUGGAGUGAUCUCGUGCCAAAUGCACUUCAGCUAUUGUCCCCGACUGCUUGGAUAGUGAUGCUGACAGUAGCAGCUUCCACCGUUAUCUUCUACCGUCAGCGAGCGGAGGUCGCCAAACACAUCAAUCGUAUUCCUGGCCCCCCUGCGUUACCUUUGCUGGGUAACAGUUUGCAAUGGUUGGUUGAUCGCGAUGAAAUGUUCAGUACGAUCAAUGGCGCAAGGUUACUGUACGGACGGAGGCAAGGAUUUAACCGUGUCUGGGCCGGGCUGAAGCCCUACAUUCUCAUUUCGAAAGCUACUGCCGCUGAGAAAAUUCUCUCUAGCUCCAAGAACAUUGAAAAGGGUCGCGAUUAUGAUCUGCUUAAACCGUGGAUUGGUACCGGUCUGCUUACGAGUCAUGCCGCCAAAUGGCAUCAGCGUCGUAAGAUGCUGACACCUACGUUUCAUUUUAAAAUACUGGCGAACUUUGUUGAGGUUAUGAACAAGCAAAGCUAUGUUCUGGUUCGGCAGCUGGAAAAACAACUUAACAACACCGAAGGGUUUGAUUGUACGAUCUAUGCUACGCUAACUUCGCUGGAUAUUAUUUGCGAAACGGCCAUGGGCUAUCCCAUAGACGCGUUGGAAAAGUCCGAUUCGGAAUACGUGAAGGCACACGAGAAGAUAUCGGAAAUUAUUCUAGAACGGUUACAGAAGUUUUGGUUGCGUUCUGAUUUUAUAUUCCGCUUCACAAAAGCUUACACCGAGCACGAGCAUUGUUUGAAAAUCCUGCACGAUUUUGCUUACAGCAUGAUCCAAAAGCGCCGUGAAAUGUAUCGACAGCGAAAGCAGUCAAUGCUGUCGGAAACUGGAUCCGCUGAUAACGCACCACACAGCGAGGAGGCGCUUGGUCAGAGAAAACAGCUUGCUUUUUUGGAUUUAUUGCUCGAGCUGUCGGAAGAUGGCCAGCUGCUAUCCGAUGCAGACAUACGCGAAGAGGUGGACACUUUCAUACUGGGUGGACACGAUACGACGGCCACUGCACUGGCGUGGAUGUUGUACUUACUCGGCACGGACCAAACCGUCCAGGAGCGCGUCUUCCUGGAGAUAGACGGCAUCAUGGGUGGAGAUAGGGAGCGCCAUCCAACGAUGGCAGAGCUGUCCGAGAUGCGAUAUUUGGAGUGCUGCAUCAAGGAAAGCUUGCGACUGUUUCCCAGCAUUCCCAUACUAUCGCGCACGCUCACUACGGGGGUGGACAUCGAAGGACAUCACAUACCGAGUGGAACGAACGCCGUGAUCAUGCUCUACCAAUUGCACCGAGAUCCUCAGUACUUUCCCAAUCCGGAGAAGUUUUAUCCGGAUCGUUUCCUGCCCGAAAACAGCACCAAUCGCCAUCCCUACUCGUAUAUUCCGUUCAGUGCCGGGCCACGGAACUGCAUUGGACAGAAGUUUGGUGCACUUGAGGAGAAGGCGGUGAUAUCGGCGGUGGUGAGAAACUACACAAUCGAAUCAGUCCACCGUCGGGAAGAUCUGAUACUGUACGGCGAUUUGGUUAUGCGUACCAAAGGCGGUCUUAAGAUACGCAUCCAAAGACGAAUGUUAUAAGUAAAAAAUGCUUACAACUUACAGCUUAU
Messenger RNA from Anopheles merus, 1855 nucleotides. RefSeq names its product cytochrome P450 4c3-like. Gene Ontology annotation, molecular function: oxidoreductase activity, acting on paired donors, with incorporation or reduction of molecular oxygen; monooxygenase activity; heme binding. Bases 231 to 1826 code for a protein of 531 amino acids. The transcript has 5 exons. The record is from RefSeq and is a predicted model, not a curated record. Lineage: Eukaryota; Metazoa; Arthropoda; Insecta; Diptera; Culicidae.